UGCCCAUGCUAAAACAGGCUUUUGGGCACUAGAGUCCUCUAUCUAUGUCUAUGGGUGCGGCGUCUGUCUCCAUGGUAAACAAACAUGGCGGUGUCUGGAAAACAUCCAAUUUUGUCCUCCACACCACUGCAGGUCCUGUUCUACCUCAACUGCUGGUAUUUUGCUGCCUACUUCAUUGCUGAGGGUCUGAUGUUUGUUUACAAAGGAUUGUUGCUACCAUACCCACCAGCUAGUCUCACGUUGGACGUUGGGCUACUACUUGUUUUUCUUGGCCUGGAGUCCCUCCGAAUAUUUUACGGUUGGAAGGGGAACUUAACAGAGCGUUCUCUGGCCAUGUCAGUGAGUGUGCUGGUCCUGGUGCCGUGCACGGUGCUGUCUGUGUAUUACCUGAUGCUGCAGACCUUCGUCCUGCGCCUGGAGUUCAUCCUUAAUGCUGUGUUACUCUGCUUCUACAGUCUGGAGAUGCUGCUGGGAAUCAUGUCCAUAUCUGCUUUCUCCAGGUCUAAGGUGUACUAAGGAAGAUGAAUGCUGUAAUGUUCCACAUGGUUUCAAGAGGAAUGUAGAAAGGCUUUUCACCAGGAUUGUUCUGUCUGUCGAAUGUAGAAAGGCUUUUCACCAGGAUGGUUAUAAUGUAGAAAGGGUUUUCACCAGGAUGGUUAUAAUGUAGAAAGGGUUUUCACCAGGAUUGUUAUGUGAACAGAUGUUCAUCCCACAUGUUGUAGUUCUACUGUUGUUAUAUGAUCUGUUAAAAGCCUAAUAUUCAUAUUUUUGUAAUGAUGAAAUGUCACCUUUAUUACCUGUUUUUUGUAUCAAUUGUCAAUCUUGUGUGGUACUAGCAACACUAAUGGAAUUGUCUUAUGAGGGUAUUCCGUGUGCUGUACCUGAUAAUGGAAUGUAUUUGUUGUUGUUGAUUCAGAACACUAUAUUUCAUUAUUUACUUAAUAAAAACAAUUCCUAAUUACUUCAUUCA
Messenger RNA from Coregonus clupeaformis (lake whitefish), 970 nucleotides. Its product is annotated as transmembrane protein 216-like. The record is from RefSeq and is a predicted model, not a curated record. Bases 85 to 516 code for a protein of 143 amino acids. Lineage: Eukaryota; Metazoa; Chordata; Actinopteri; Salmoniformes; Salmonidae. Gene Ontology annotation, biological process: non-motile cilium assembly. Gene Ontology annotation, cellular component: ciliary transition zone. The transcript has 6 exons.